This is a messenger RNA of Chaetomium globosum CBS 148.51, 744 nucleotides long. RefSeq lists its product as uncharacterized. The record is from RefSeq and is a predicted model, not a curated record. Gene Ontology annotation, molecular function: nucleic acid binding. NCBI's taxonomy places the organism in Eukaryota, Fungi, Ascomycota, Sordariomycetes, Sordariales, Chaetomiaceae. The coding region runs from base 1 to 744 and encodes 247 amino acids. The transcript has a single exon.
AUGGCCGCCCGAGAUUCGACACAAUCAUCGUUCCCAAAUCCGCAUGCGGCCAAGCGGAAAUUUGACAACGACAGUCAUGACCCAAGUCCCAAGAAACGACGAGCGGCCGACGCUCAGCUCCCAAAUCGAACGCCGAAUCGAACACACAACCCGGCGCAAACAACCAGCAACUACGGCCAAAUUCACAAUCCUCUUCUUGCCAAGCUGAGCGGCAAAUUUGAAAUCAAAACCAUGUCCGUAUUACCUUCAACCAGUAUCCGCAAACAUGUCGACCGCGCCCUUGGACACCUCGGCCGCUUCAGCAUCUGGGACAAGAGCGUGCUUCCGGGCGUCGUUCUCCUCUGUGCUAAGUCGUCCGCGUCCACCAAACUCAUAACGAUAGCCGAAAUCAUUCGACGGCGCAUCGGAGAGAGCGAGCAGAAGUGGUUUCAGUAUAACGUGCCGAAAGAAACGGUCAUAGAAGAGCCACCGCCGUCGGAGGACCCCUCAGUCGUAGAGGACACAUACAUGGAUGUUGAUAAGGAAGGGGGCGACGACACAGAUGGCGAGUACUUCGAGACGAGACAACCGACCAUCCAUGAGCAAGCGGUGCAGCCAGCGAAGGUCAGGUACGAAGCACACGUAGUCAUCCUGCUCUCAAGGUUGCCGCUGGACGAGCUGGCAGCUGAGCCCAACGUUUCGUCACAAACAAACGAGAGAAGCAUCGAACAUCUGCGGAAGAAAAAGAUGGGACUGCUUGGCUAG